Rotaria sordida is the source of this 2376-nucleotide messenger RNA. The record is from the annotation of a GenBank genome assembly. NCBI's taxonomy places the organism in Eukaryota, Metazoa, Rotifera, Eurotatoria, Philodinida, Philodinidae.
AUGCGUCGUCUCUAUUCGUUGUCUAAUCGAAAUCCUCGUUUACCACCAAUUCAAACUUAUAAUGAUGAUAGAGAUAAUGUGCGCACUAAAACAAUCGUCCGAAAAACAACUAAUAAUGUUAUUGAUAAUCGGACUACAGAUGUACGUUAUGUUGAAACCAAUAACGUUUAUUUAAAUGAAACAGGUCGAUGUCCUUAUGUUCGUUUUCCUUGGUGGCUUUGGCUUUUAUUAGCUUUAGGUUUACUUAGUUUAUUAGGUUUAGCAUUAGGAUUAGGCCUUGGAUUAGGACUUCGAAGACCAUCAAUAAAUUCUCGUUGUACAAGUAAUAAUUGUCCAGCAAAUUCUCAAUGUAUUAAUAAUCGUUGUGAAUGUGAUUCGGGUUAUUUUUAUGAUUAUUCAAUAUCAGCUUGUACUGCUUAUCUUCAUGUUGGUAUGACUUGCUCAACAAGUAUUACAACUCAACAAUGUAUAACAAAUGCUUAUUGUGCAUCAAAUGGUUAUUGUAUUUGUGACACUGGUUAUUUUCUUGAUCAAAAUAAUGGUGUAUGUACACUACUUUUAGCUCGUUAUGUCCCAUGUGCUAACGAUGAUCAAUGUCAAACACCGUUUGUAUGUAAAGUUAGUUUAUGUGAUUGUAAUCAAACAUCAUAUUAUGAUUCUGGUUCAAAUACAUGUAAACGUUUAGGAUAUGUUAAUGAACCAUGUUCAAUAAAUUCACAAUGUGUACGAACAGCUAAUUGUUCAACAACAACAUGUCAAUGUGCAUCAGAUCAUUAUUUUGAUUCAACUGAAUAUCAAUGUGUUCGUAAACAAUUUAUAGGUCAAACAUGUACACUAGGUUAUCAAUGUAUUACUAAUGCAAAUUGUACAUCAGUGUCACCAUUUUCAAAUCAAUGUGAAUGCAAUUCUGGUUUAUAUUAUGAUACAACAACAGGAACUUGUACAACACAAUUAACAUUUGGUACAAUAUGUACAUCAACUUCUCAAUGUAUUAAUAAUCUUCUUUGUCUUGAUGAUCCAACAGUAGCUGGUGUCACUUUUCAAUGUUUAUGUUUAACUUCACAAUUUUAUUUAUCAACAAAUCAAACUUGUAUCUCAUUAGGAACUUAUGGUGAUGCAUGUAAUACUGGUGGAAGACCAUGUGAAACACGUUAUGGUCUCAGUUGUUCGACAACUACAUCAACAUGUCAAUGUAGUUCAAUAAAUUAUUGGAAUGGUUCAAAUUGUGUUGCUUUACGUUAUCCGGGUCAAACAUGUACAUCAUCAUCUCAAUGUAUUAAUGCUUCUUCAUGUAUAUCUUCGAUAUGUCAAUGUAAUACGAAUUAUUAUUAUUCAAGAUUAACAGGGCAAUGUCAACCUCAAUUAGCUUAUUUAUCAACAUGUACUUUAGGAAAUUAUCAAUGUCUUAAUAAUACAUCAUGCUAUGAUUUAACAACAUCAGCAACAGGUGCAUGUACAUGUGAUUCAACAUAUUAUUAUUAUGAUGGUACAAGUUGUACUCUUUAUGCAACAUAUGGUCAAACAUGUGCUGCUGCAACAUAUGGACCAUUUUGUGAUUCAAUAACACGUUCACUGGUUUGUAUAGGUACACAAUGUACUUGUUUAUCAACAGCUUAUUAUAAUGGUUCAAGUUGUGUUGCAUAUACAUCUGUUGGUUUUUCAUGUACAACAUCAUCUCAAUGUGUAACAAAUGCUUAUUGUUCAUCAGGAAUAUGUACUUGUUUAAGUUCAUAUUAUUUUAAUAUAACAUCAGGCACUUGUAGUGCUCUAUUAACUUUUGGACAAGCAUGUACAUCAUCAAUUCAAUGUCCAACAAAUAUGAUAUGUACGUCAUCUCAAUGUCUAUGUACAUCUACGACUUAUUAUAGUAGUCCGAAUUGUGUAUCUCGUAUAUCAUAUGGUGGUGCAUGUAGUUCAACAAUUCUUUGUGAUAGUACUCUUGGUCUUGUAUGUACUUCAUCUGUAUGUAUAUGUAAUAGUACACAAUAUUGGUCAACAUUAUCCAAUGGUACACAAAUAUGUGCUAAUUUACGUACACUUGGGCAAUCAUGUACAACUUCGACGAACUGUGUAAAUUCAGCAACAUCAGUAAAAUGUGUAUCAAAUAUUUGUGAAUGUGAUUCAAGUGGAUUUUAUCUGGAUCAAUCAACAGUGACAUGCCAACCACUCAAAGCUGUUGGUGUAGCAUGUACUGCGACAUUUAAUUUUCAAUGUGCUAGUUUUAAUUGUAAUGCGUCAAAUGUAUGCGGUGAUACAAUAUCAUCGACUAUAAUGAGUAAUGUUACACAAUCAUCAUCAGGAAUUUCUUUUAGACGAUCUCAUACAAUUAUAUGUUUAUUUAUAAAUAUUAUUCAAUUUUUUUUCUUUGAAUUUUAA